CAAGAUGUCGUCUGCUGCAGGAGCUCCGGCGUCUGCUGCAGGAGCUCCGGCGUCUGCUGCAGGAGCUCCGGCGUCUGCUGCAGGAGCUCCGGCGUCUGCUGCAGGAGCUCCAGCGUCUGCUGCAGGAGCUCCGGCGUCUGCUGCAGGAGCUCCAGCGUCUGCUGCAGGAGCUCCGGCGUCUGCUGCAGGAGUUGCGGCUACCGCAUAUCUUGAAGAAAUGAUUACCAUCUGCAAAAAUAUCGAAGCUAUUAUGACGCUAGCCACCAAGUACACAAUCAAAUUUCUGUAUAUGGAGUGCUGGGAUAAAGAUCCCAAUGAAACUUACAAGACCUACCUGGAAAAACUUCAAGGUCAGCCCUUUACGGAGAAGGCUUGGAAAAAAUUAUGCGGUUUCUUGCAUGGCAAGUUUGAGACCGAAAAGACCCCUGACGGAUUUGACAUGACGGCAUCAGACAAAUUGUUUAUUAUCGUCCGGAGUAUUAAAAAUGAUGGGAGGGACUCAAAUGCUGUGCUAAAUAAAGUAAAGGCCGUCAAGGAUAUCAGAAAUGAACUCUUCCAUGAAGAUGGGUUGCUGAAAGAUCCUACAAAGGUUCCUGAGAUCGAAGCUAAAUUGAUCGAGCUGAUUGAAGAAGGAUGCAGGUUUAAUGGCCUCUCUGCCAGUGAAACAGAUACGAUGAAAUAUGAGCUGUACCUUGAUAUGGAUAACUGUUAUACUCCUGAUAAAUGCAGGCUAAAUCACGUGAUCUAUCUUAUACUCAAUGAUGGGAAAAAACUGUCAAACAGUCGUUUUCAAAAAUAUCGUACUGAAAAUCUACUAUUCAAGGUUGGCCGCGUUACGAGGUCAGAUGUUUUUCACUCGCCUAAAGUGACACCAUAUGGACAAAAUACCGGCACUUUUCCUUACACUGAAAUAUUAGACAAGGACGAUAGAGUUGCAAUUGUUUCGGGCAUUGCAGGGGCUGGCAAAACAACUCUGCUCAAGAACAUAGCCUUACUCUUUUCUGGCUCGCAGGCAAACAUCCCUGAUUUUUUAAAGGGAUUUGAAGUCCUCAUCCACUACGAGUGCCAGGACAGAACUAAGGAGAAUUUGACUCAGGUCUUCAUGGAACAUUUUACUGGCUUGUUUCCUGAACCUGACAAUGAAACUCGAGUCAUGGAAGCUCUCCAGCAGCUCCAUGUGCUGUUUCUCAUCGAUGGAUUUGACGAGCGCAACAGAGAGUCAAUGAAUAUUCUGCGUGAACUCCUGGGAAAAAUCUGGCAUUUAAAAUCCCGCAUUCUGAUCACCACACGUCCUCAGUCUUCAGAAAAACUUCAAGAUUUUCUCAGAAGAAAAGACGCCACUUUCACCGAGUGCAAGAUCAUGCCUCUGUCUGACACUGAGCAAUUGGAGUUCAUCGAGAGAUAUGGUCGUUGUUUGCCUAUCGAAGCUGCAACCGCAGAGGCAAUGAGAGAUAAAUUUUCUGAACUUAACAGGGAAUUACAAACAAAAUUCACAGAGCCAAUUUUGUUGCUGUACUUCUGCUCGAUUUUUUUGUACACUCCUGAUAAGAUUGACAAAUGGAGAAGCUUCAAUGACGUGACGAGAGACAUAUUUGAGCUACUUAAGGCCCUUGUGAAAGAAAAGCUCAGCGAUAUCCAUGUCAGUGAGGAAGAAGUUCUAAUCGACGACCUGUUCAUGAUCAUUGGCCAGUGGGCUUUGAAGUUACUUGCCUGCAACAAAGUCACCUUCACUCAGGAUGAAUUCACGGACUUGCAACGUCUAUGCCGUGAGAAGAUUAAGUCACAUGAUGAUGCCUGUGAAGUUGAAGCUAGUGUAAUCCUUGACGUGGUGCUGAGAGUGGAGGAAUCGUCUAAAAGCAAGACUUAUAUGUUCCCUCAUAAGGCAAUCCAGGAAUUUGUGGCCGCAUUUUACGUAAAUAGACAAUUGAAAAACCCCGAAAAAACUCUUCUGGAUAUUUUGGGAGUUACCAACCUGAGGGACGGAGAUCACAACCCGCGCCCCUCAGGAGUGCCGGCAGAUAAACUUCAAGCAAGAGGACGUCAUUUGCAGGGAACACAAGAUCUCAGCCUCUUCCUGGAGGUGCUGCUGUACGUGGUGCAGAUCAUCAGCACCAGCGUCUUGCAGCGGCGGUGGCCGGAGCUGAAGGAGCUGCUGUUUGAAGCUGGUGUCACCGCCGCCGCUGUGAUGGACUGCGUCGCGCGCUGCUGUCCUGACCACGCGGGGACGGUGGCCGAGCUUGCCGCUAUGUUGGAGGACGUACCGUGGGAAGUCCAUUACGAUAACCACGUAGCGGCAGUGAUUGCGAUGCUUCACCACGUUAAGCCUCAACUUCUGUGGGUAAACAUGGAGGUCUUUGCUCAGAAGGAGGCCCAGUGGGUGGAGUUCUUGGAGGAAGCGGGAAGUGUGGAGCUUACGCUUUGGAACUCUCGUGACUCCGGCUACCUUUCUGACGACCUCCUCCAGUAUCUGCCCGAGAGCAGUGCGAGGCUGAGCGAGUUCUUCGGGUAUAUGGGGCAAAAUGGAGCGGCCGCCCUUGCCACGAUGGUUCGUCGCUCUCAACGCGAUAUCACUUUGUUUAUGGACAGAAUGCCAACGGUCACAACUAUGGGCCACUGUGAGUGUAGCCCAGCAAUCUCAGAGAAUGCUGGAGGUAUAGCUGCUUCUUUGCCUGAGGGAGUCGAGUUCUCGGGGCUGGUGCUAGUUUCGAGCGAGCUGAGCGAUGAGAUGCUGAGUGAUGAGAUGCUGAGUGAUGAAGAGCUGAGCGAUGAAGAGCUGAGCGAUGAAGAGCUGAGCGAUGAGAUGCUGAGUGAUGAGGACCUGCGAGAUCUCUUGCAGCGUCUGCAGGAUGAAGGAAUCAAGACGAGCGACUUGAGAGAAGCGCACGUAGCGCGCAGCACAAAAGUGUGGCGCGUAGUAACGGAUAGGAAGUGUGCUGUCCUAGACAUCGGUGACCGGAUGAGUCGCAGAGCGGUGCGUGUACUGAUGGUGCCGCGUGAUGCAGAAGUGACGGAGCGUGCGGCGUGAUGCGUGCACUUACAAGAACUAUGUUCUAUCUCAAGUUUUUGCUCGGACUUACUUUAUUGUAUUUGAUUUUUCAGCUACUAUUAAUGCAUUUUCAACACCGUCUGGCUGUGAUUUAGUUUUGUUUUGUUAUUAGUUAGUAUACUUUCCUUAUUAGUUUUGUUUUCUUAUUAUUAGUAUACUUUCCUUAUUAGUUUUUAUAUGUAUUUUUCUACUUUAAUAAAAUCUUCAUGACGGGA
Hyalella azteca is the source of this 3261-nucleotide messenger RNA. RefSeq lists its product as uncharacterized. The record is from RefSeq and is a predicted model, not a curated record. NCBI's taxonomy places the organism in Eukaryota, Metazoa, Arthropoda, Malacostraca, Amphipoda, Hyalellidae. The transcript has 7 exons. Bases 5 to 3025 code for a protein of 1006 amino acids.